This is a messenger RNA of Oryza brachyantha (malo sina), 940 nucleotides long. RefSeq lists its product as uncharacterized. Lineage: Eukaryota; Viridiplantae; Streptophyta; Magnoliopsida; Poales; Poaceae. The record is from RefSeq and is a predicted model, not a curated record. The coding region runs from base 283 to 612 and encodes 109 amino acids. The transcript has a single exon.
AAACCAAACCAAAAUCGCAAGUGCAACACAACCAGAAAACCAAAAGCUGACGACGACACGCAAGCGAAAGAUGUCCCGAGUCAAACGACCAUUUCUUAGUUAAUUCCAUCUCCUAGAAACUGAUCAGAUCGGAAGGCACUGGUAGUGCCAUUGUGCCAGGCACGAGCGCGAGCGCUCCACCUCCUAUAAAAACCGCGCCUUUCCUCUCGGAAAGGUUGGUCGCAAUUGGGUUCUCGAUUCGAGAGCGAGCCGUUUAGGCAUUCUGUCGAGCGGGUCGAGUGCAUGGAGGGGCUCAUCCCGUUCAUCUACAAGGCGAUCAAGGAGAGGAGGAGCAGGACGUACUCGCGGUGCAGCUCCGACGUGUCGGGGAUGAGGUUCGGGAGGGGUGAGCAGCGGGCGGAGGAGGAGGAGGGCGGCGAUCCCUGGGCGCAGAAGCCGUCGUGGGCGGCGGCGGCCGGCGGCGGCGCCGGGGAGAGGGAGAUGACGGCGCACCGCCGGCACCGGUCGCUGGAGGAGCUGGCCGGCGAGGUGGGCGCGUCGCCGCAGUGGCGGCAGGGCGGGCUGUCGAGGGGCAGGAGCGCCAGGAUCUUCUGCUGCAUCAACGGCAUGUGAUGUGAUGCAAGCUUUGGAUGCGUUCCAGGAAUCGGGACGAUGAAGUGGUACUAAUCCUAGUUCUUUGUGCUAGUAAUUUUUGUUCGUGUUUGGGUCGAAUUCAAGGUAAAAAGAUUCGGCGGUACAAAAUUUCUACGUAGUUCGUGCGAUGUGUAUUCCAACCGAUCGAAGUGUAUAUAUGCAUGGAUUUGUUGUUGUACUUUAAGAUGUAAAAAAAAGCCAGAAAAAAAUAAACUUCAAGAUGAAAAUAGACGGUGGUGGGCGUCAUGACGUGAUUGAAUUUAUCAUCCUGAUAUUAGAAGUCGACUGGUUAGUAUAUUACUGCUCC